Molecule: messenger RNA, 2190 nt
Organism: Lachnellula hyalina
Lineage: Eukaryota; Fungi; Ascomycota; Leotiomycetes; Helotiales; Lachnaceae
Gene: RGD1
Product: RHO GTPase-activating protein
Exons: 6
Coding region: 1-2190 (729 amino acids)
Biological process (GO): regulation of GTPase activity; signal transduction
Cellular component (GO): cytoplasm
Source: RefSeq, a predicted model, not a curated record
AUGCCAAUCGACGACGAUAACAAUCCUGAUCGGCUCCCUUCAGAGCCUCCCGAACUCCCUGACCAAAACUACGAAAGAAACGGCAGCAUGUCGCUCGGGGCUGGCCCGAAUGCGAACGGCGAUGAGGUCUCGCCCAUCAAUGGAGAUUCAGUGCCAACAAGUGCUGCCCCUCCAGUCCAAAUCGAUCCUUACGCGAAGGCCGUUCAAGAGGUUAUUACUUCAGAAGUAUGCGUAGAGUUGGGCCGUCCAAAUUUAAGUUGUGUGCUAACCGGCGACAUCCAGAUCGGCGUCUCGACUUUGCUCAAUCGUUUGAAGCAAAGCAUAGCAUCCGCGAAGGAGUUUGCCCUCUUCCUGAAGAAGCGUUCCGUGUUGGAGGAAGAACAUUCGAAUGGGCUCAAAAAGCUCUCCAGAUCAACGGUCGAGAAUAUCCGCCGACCAGAACAACGCCACGGUUCCUUCCUCCAGUCUUAUGAAGAAGUCGCUAUGAUUCACGAUCGUAUGGCAGAAAAUGGGGCGCAAUUCGCCGCUUCACUGCACCUGAUGCAUGACGAUUUGAUGGACUUGGCUGCGAACGUCGAGCGGGGUAGAAAGCAAUGGAAGGCUACGGGACUGAGUGCAGAAACACGAGUAGCAAAUACAGAGGAGGCUAUGAGGAAAUCCAAGGUCAAGUACGAUGCACUAGCGGAAGACUAUGAUCGUGCAAGAACAGGGGAUCGACAGGCUGGGAAGAAAUUCGGCUUGAAGGGACCCAAGUCUGCCCAGCAGCACGAGGAAGAUCUUCUUCGAAAAGUGCAGGCUGCGGAUCAGGAUUAUGCUACGAAGGUGCAAACCACCCAAAGUCAGCGAAGCGAGCUUCAUUCGAAGUUGCGACCUGAUGCUGUGAGGGCACUGCAAGAGCUUAUAAAAGAGUGUGACGCGGCGUUGACCUUGCAGAUGCAGAAGUUUGCCUCUUUCAAUGAGAAGCUCCUUUUGAGUAAUGGCCUAAACGUUAGCCCACUCAAAGGAAAUGAUCAUGGGGGCCCGCGAAGCCUUCGUGAGGUUGUGUAUGCCAUUGACAAUGAGAAAGAUCUCAAUAGCUACCUCGCCAGCCAUGCUAAGAAUAUUGCGCCUCGAACAGCUGAGAUUGUUUAUCAAAAAAAUCCCGUCUUGAACCCUACACAAUCAAACGUGCCUCCGCCUCAACGUCAGUCAGAUCCUGCAGCCUCCUAUGCAUCUCGACAGGGCCCCGCACAGGCGUUCAGUCCUACGCAAUCGCCUCAUCAAACGCACGUGAGUCAAUCAUUCAACCAAGGACCGCCACCUGCCGCCACCCAACAGCAUGAGAGGAGCUUUAGUCAAGGUCCGUCGAUGCCACCAGUCCAGCAGUAUGGAUCUAUGGGAGGGCCGCCUCGAGGACCCCCGCAAAAUCAAAGCUUCACCUCCAGCCCAAUCAGUGCCGGUGCCGGCGCUGGCGGUCCUCCACAACUCUCAACACUUCCAUUCCAAUCUUCACACACUCCACCUCCUCAAUCCUUCCCACCGCAACAAGCAGCACCAUCUAGUUAUAACCAAUCCCCAACGACAGGAAAUAACGGCAAUCUCCCUCCUCUCAAACCUGUUUUCGGUCUUAGUCUGGAGCAACUGUUCGAGCGAGACGGGUCUGCUGUGCCUAUGGUUGUGUAUCAGUGCAUUCAAGCCGUGGAUCUGUUUGGACUCGAGGUAGAAGGCAUCUACCGUCUGUCAGGAACUUCGUCCCACAUUACCAAACUCAAGGCCAUGUUUGAUAAUGACGCUUCUAAGGUUGACUUCCGUAACCCCGAAAAUUUCAUGCAUGAUGUAAACAGUGUAGCUGGUCUGUUGAAGCAAUUCUUCCGCGAGCUCCCUAAUCCGCUCCUCACAUUUGAGCAUUACACCGGUUUUAUUGAAGCUGCCAAAAAUGAUGAUGAUAUCGUACGCCGCGACUCACUUCACGCUAUUAUCAACAGUCUCCCCGAUCCUAACUACGCAACUCUGCGUGCUAUUACUCUACAUCUCAACAGAGUACAAGAGAACUCAAGCUCAAAUCGCAUGACUUCAGGAAAUCUGGCAAUUGUGUUUGGGCCGACUCUCAUGGGCGCCAAUUCGGGGCCGAACAUUCAGGAUGCCGGGUUGCAAGUGAGAGUUGUCGACACAAUAUUACACAAUACGUACCAGAUAUUUGACGAUGACUGA